Messenger RNA from Epinephelus fuscoguttatus (brown-marbled grouper), 9726 nucleotides. RefSeq names its product FERM and PDZ domain-containing protein 1 (gene frmpd1a). Gene Ontology annotation, cellular component: cytoskeleton. Lineage: Eukaryota; Metazoa; Chordata; Actinopteri; Perciformes; Serranidae. Bases 120 to 6533 code for a protein of 2137 amino acids. The record is from RefSeq and is a predicted model, not a curated record. The transcript has 15 exons. Gene Ontology annotation, biological process: signal transduction. Gene Ontology annotation, molecular function: protein binding.
GGAGAUGAAGACACGUCACGCUGGUCCUCUUCAGCAGAACGAUGGAUGGAGAGAAAGCAGAGCGGAACUGUAACUGGCGCCUUCAUGGAGCCCUGAUACACAGGGCAGAGAGCAGGUAAAUGGAGGUGCAGGACAGGAGCCGCUCGCCUUCCCGUAGAACUAGUCGGGUGGAGCAGGUGGUGGGACGAUGGCUGAGACGAUCCCGGGACCUGGGCAGCAGGUCCCACUCUCUGAGCAGAGACCGGGUUGCAGUGGAUGGGAAGCCAGCAGAGUGCAGUGGCUCUGAUCAAAGGAAUUACCCUUUCCGCUUCAUUGUUCAGAUCCAACGGGACCCAAACCUCAACUCUCAUGGCCUCACUCUGUCUUCCCAGAACCCCAUCCUGGUGCAGGAGGUCACCCCAGGUGGUCCUGCAGAUGGUCGUCUCGUCCCUGGCGACCAGCUUGUGAAGAUCAAUAACAUCGCUGUCGAAGACCUGACCCCGGAGCAAGCUGCUGAGAUAAUCAGGGAGUGUCAAGAUACGCUGACAAUGACUGUCCUCAGAACGAUGCUGGGCCCAAAGUCAUCAUUCAUCACACCAGAGAAGAGGGCCAAGCUCAGGUCCAACCCUGUGAAAGUUCACUUUGCUGAGGAGGUGGAGGUCAAUGGACACUCUCAGGGCAACUCACUGCUCUUCCUGCCCAAUGUUCUGAAGGUGUAUCUGGAGAAUGGGCAGACCAAGGCCUUCAAAUUUGACCCCAACACCACAGUCAAGGACAUUGUGAUGACACUGAAGGAAAAGCUUUCUCUUAGCCAUAUUGAACACUUCUCCCUGGUGCUGGAGCAGCAGCACAGCAUUACCAAACUACUGCUGCUACAUGAUGAGGAGAGGAUACAGCAGGUGGUUCAGAAGAAAGAAGCCCAUGACUACAGAUGUCUGUUCCGUGUUUGUUUUAUGCCCAAAACCCUCCAGACGCUGCUGCAGGAGGAUCCAACUGCCUUUGAGUACCUCUACCUGCAGGGGGUGAAUGAUGUGCUGCAAGAGCGUUUUGCAGUAGAGAUGAGGUGUAACACCGCACUGCGUCUCGCUGCGCUGCACAUCCAGGAGAGACUGGCAAGCUGUGGACAGUCACCAAAGACCAACUUGAAGAUGAUCACGAAGACAUGGGGCAUAGAGAACUUUGUGUCAUCCACCUUGUUGAGGAAUAUGCGAGAAAAAGAUCUGAGGAAGGCCAUCAGCUACCAUAUGAAGAAGAGCCAAUCACAGAACGAUCCCAAGCAGAAGGGUCUGUCAGUAGAUCAGACACGGAUAAACUACCUAGAGGAGCUGAGUGAUCUCAAGUCAUUUGGAGGGAAAUCCUUCAGUGCCACCAUGAUGCUUCAGGACAGGGAGUCAAUGGUGACCUUGUUGGUGGGGGCACGCUACGGGGUGAGUCAGGUGGUCAAUCACAAACUGAGCAUCCUGUCCACCCUCACAGAGUUCACCAGCAUCACACGCAUUGAGCUGCUGCCUGAAUCUGACAAGGUCAGCCUGGUCAAAAUAUACUUGCAGGAUAUUAAGCCCAUCACAUUGCUAUUGGAGUCAGCAGCCGCCAAAGAUAUGUCCUGCCUAAUAGCAGGGUACUGUCGAGUGUUUGUUGACCCUAACCUCAACAUCUUCCCCUGGAUACAUGACUCCAGGAAGCACAAAGUGUCUGCUGAGGAAGGUUAUGUGUCACGGUGUGGCAGCGACUCAGACUCCUCAGACCUGGACAUGGAACCACUGGUCACACAGGUGUCUCAUGACGAAAAGCCCUGCCCUCGUGUCAGGUCCUCAUCAGACCCAGAGGGAAGAAAAAGGAAAGACAAAAACACAAGAAGAAACAAAGAUGGCAAAGAAAAGGGGGAUACACCUUGGGAGGAUAAAAAGCAAAAGGAAGAAAAGGAUGCUGACCCCAAAAAGGAAAAUUCUCCCCUAGAUAAGAAUAGAGAAAGUGAGAAUGAAGAUACGGAGCAGAAGGAGGAGUCGGAGGAGAGAAUGCAUGAUGGUCGCCAAAUGCCGAUCCAGAUAACAGACAAUGAUUCAGGGGACCAUGGGGGAAAAGUGGGACAACAAGGUGAAACGGGAGGUGGAGAAGCAGUGCGAGCAGCAGAAGAGCAGCCAUCUGUGUCAGAAGCAUCAGAUUCUUGUAAUACUGACUCUCGUGUCCUCACCAGCCCCUCCAGUGACUCCCUCGAUGCUUUGGAGGAAGAUGACUUCGUUUCAUGUUCUUCUUCCUCUGUCCACCCCAGUGCUUCUUCUCAAACUCUUGCCCAUAGCCACGCUCCCCUCCACCUUCACCCAUACACUUAUAAACACAUUCAGCCCCACCUCCUUGCCCCGCCACCAGCUCAUGCCCAUCCCCUCAUCCACCUCACAACUCAAGACAAAGGAGGAGGCUGCAGGAGGUCAGGCGACGGAGCCGAUCCCCAACUCCUCACUCCCAUCUCCCCCUCUUCGAGUCUUCACCACAACCAAAAAUACCCAGGUAACCUCUGCUCUGAUGACACUUCCCUGUGUUUCGCUGACCUCUCCCGCCUUGUGGACUUCCUGCCGAGUCCUCCAGAAGUCAGUGAGGAAGAAGAUGAAGAAGAGGAGUUGAGGAGGAGGAGGAGGAGGAGGAAUAUGUUGAAAGAAACAGGGGAGUCAGAAAGAGGAGCAGGUGAAAGAGGAAGCGAAAGCAAGGAGGGCAGUGUUAAAGAACAUCCACUAUCCCCUUCUCCAUCCUCCCCCUCUUCCCACAUGGACUAUGUGUUUAACUUUGACCAAAGCGAUGCUCGCUGCUACUACAAACUCUGCUCCAACAUCACCCCCGACAGCGCCCGCAGUCUUCCCCACCCCCUGCAUCAGAAUGAGGGAGAAGACUGGGACCAGGAGGGAGAUCCAGCUAAGGCGGUUGACCUGGAGCCUGUCCCCAUCCUUCAGCCACCACCUGGCUUUGGAGACAGCAGCUCUGAUGAGGAGUUCUUUGAUGCCAGAGAUGGCUUCACCUCGCCGGAAGACUCGACCUCAGGGGCCAUACCAAGAGAUGUUCGCACAGAGAUGAAACUGGACUUCCUCAGCACACUCAGCCUCAGUGACAUCAGAGUCUCAGUGACAGAUGCAGACAGUGAUGGAAAAGUGGAAGAAGAAAGAAAAGGAGAAGACGAGGAGGGAGGAGGCAGAGAAACAUUGUUCCAGCUCAGAAAAAGAUGCCGUAAGCGCCGUUCCUUCAUGGAAACUGAUUACACCUCUAGAGUGUCAUAUCCAGAGCCAGAUCCAGAAAUGCAGGGCCUUGUCUCUAAUAGGCUUCAUAAGAACUUGUUGGCAGAAGCCAAUGAUGCACAGAUGCUGAGUUCAGAUCCUGAACCUUCAGCGCAAACCCAGAAUCCCAGUCCUACUGUCUCCUCGUUGACUCACUCUGAAGGGGAACCGGCUCAGCUCGAGUCAAAACCCAUCCUGUCCAUACCCUGCUCAUGUGGACCUGGCUCUCCACAUGGUUUGGAGUCCCAUGAGCAGACUAGGGCUCCACCAGCCCCCUCCAGGACCAGGAAACAAGAAAUGGAGAUGGAACCUGACGCAAUGGAAUCCAAAUCGGUCACAGAUCUUGUGAAGGUAGCAGCUCCUACCAUCACCGUUGUCCGCUGCCGGGUUGAUCCAGACGGGAAGGAGAGUGCUGAUCGAAGGGGUGACGGAAAGGAGGAAGGGGAGGAACAGAAGGAGAUGGGUGAGGGAAAAGAGGAGGGAGAGAAGGUAGAGACAGCGGGUUUGUCAGGGAAUGGACCUUUCACUAAACAUAUGUUUUUGCCAGAAAGCACUGAGGAGCAAGAAGAAGAGAAGAAAGAGGGGGUAAUAGGGUACUCAUCCAGUUCAAAGAGACCACCCCUAGGUGCUGAGAGGCAGCCAGAGGGCAACACACUGUCUACAUGUUUGAUAGAGGUGAAUAAAAAGAGUAGUAAUGGCCUUUUGGGAGUGCAUCUGAUUGGCUUAGAGCAAAACACAUAUGUAGAAGAACAUAUGCUUGAAGGUGUUUGUGAGACGUCAUAUCCACCAUCACACUCACCACCACCCCCUCCACCCUCAACCCCUCUACCUCCCAUAGCAGGUCUUCACAAAUCCCAAAGUGACUGUUUUGUAGGGGAAGAAGGAGGCAGCAAAAACAUGGGAACCUCAACCACAAUGUCUUUUUCUAAUUCUGAGGAGAUGCAACUCUGCAAACUGAGUCACACUAACAAGGCACAUUUACGUGAAGACAUCACCACUAGUGUUAAUGAGGUUGAAACCAUUGGUGUUGUUAGCUCUACUGCGACUACCAGUGAUGAAGUUACUGACAGCACCAAUUCAGACAAUGUUUUUGAUGAUGAAGAGGUGAUUAAUUCUUUAAAUUCUAGUUUAAGUGACAAGAAAGAUGACUUGACGAUAGUUACAAAGCAUGGCGUCAGUGGAACUUCAGCUACAGCUAGUAAAGGUGAGUCUAAAAGUAUUGUCAAGUCUCUUACCAACACUGAAGCACAUACAAGAAUUUUUCAAGUAAAUUCUGAUUAUACUCGAGCUAUAAACUCUAUCACUGCAAAGCUGGGAGCUGCAACAAGUGCCACCUCUCCUACAUUUAAUGCAGGUGCUAAAUUGCAAAGUUCUUCCGAUUCGGAUCAAAAUCCAGACGAACCCAGAAGUGACUGCACUUUGCUAAGUCCUGAAGCUAAAGGUAGUUUAGCUUGUCCUAGCUUAGUUAACACAGCCACAUUCCAUGAUAUCUCCAAAGCGCCUCCUUCUCCAACUAACUUCCUCUUUCAGACCUGUUCUCCGAGCAUUAUCAAUCGCUUAUCUGCCUCCACACUAAGGGGGAAGAUUCAAAAGUUGCCCCUUUAUUUAUCACGCUCCCAGGAAACCAUCAACCAAGCAGGGCUGGGGAAUGUAACUCAGAGUUCCGCUGAGGACAGCAGGAGGGACGACGUCGAGAUCACCAUCAAAGUUACGGAUGUUGAUGAUGUCACACAAACAAUAGAGAUGGGCACAACAGUAGAAUCAGUGGAGUCGGAUGAUUCAGAUGCAACGGUAACAGGAUCUGAGGUGGAUGAGGAGUUUUUUGUUGAAACAAACUCAGCAAAGAGUUUUCAUUCAGUGUCAGAGGUGAAGGAAGUAAGCUCUCCAUUGCCUGUACAGACUGAGCCCAAAUCCGAACACCAAAAUCAGCUCCUGUACACUGGAACUGUCAAGAACACACCUGGACCAAUAACCAAGCCUCCAGCCUCCACAGUGAACAGCCUCCGAAGAGACACUUCAGGCCUAAAGAUGGACACUCCUGGCCCUAUAAAAUAUGCUCCAGAAUCAAACAUGAAGGUCGCAAGUCCAGGUGAAGACUUUCCAGGUUAUAAACUGAACUAUCAGUCGCGUUCUGUUCCCCCUCCGGUCGUGGUGACCACACAGAAUCUAAGUGGGCCAGCACUCCCUUUUCAUAGUCAGCCACAGAAAGUAAGACGGACCAGUAGCGACAGACCUUUGAUGGGUCUUUGUAGGCCUACAGGGCACAAUUCAAACUCAUCAACAACACUUUCCUCAGGCUGCAGGGUGUUUACCAUCUGUGAGGAUCCAUCCCAGACAAAGAGCCCGGUCGAGGUGGGGACUACCCAACCCUUGAAGUCUGACUUUGGCUGCACUUCUGUGCUAGCGUCUGGAUGUGAGUCAGCUGUGGAAAAGGUGCAGGUGCCGCUGGAUGCUUGUGGUUGCCCAACAGUCUAUACCAACUGCUUCAGCAGCGGGGACAGCUUUGACGAGGAGCUGACAGUCUACGAGUUCUCCUGUCGCACACAGAGCAGCGGUGUGACUCAGACUUCUGGAGCAGGUCUUCCUCUCAUUACCUCUCCAACCAUUCCCACCUUUCUUUCCACAUCCUCCACUCACUCUCCCUCCUUCCCACGCUCCAUCAUUUUCUCCUCCUCUACCUCUGAGCUCAGUCCUCUCCUCUCACCACUGUCUGAGUCCUCUGACCAUCUCCUGUCUCAAACACACAAGAACACCAUCAGUCGGUUAGGGCAACAGCGCUACCCAGAACCUCCAACAGGUUUCCAAGUACUGCGCGUAGAUGUGGACCAGCUCCUCUCCAUUCUGGAAAGUAGUGGUGCUGACCGAUAUGUGGCAGGCCAUGGAGGUCGCCACCCAAGGGACACCUGCCCAGCCCACUUUACAGAGAACAAGAGGGUGCUCCAGAUAGAGGCACGGCGGCUGAUGUCAGGUUGCCAGAAGGUUGUGGGGAUUGGACAGAGCCCCGAGGAGAUGCUUUACUCCCUGGCAGACAGUUUCCGGACCCUGGUGGAGUUGGCAGGUAUAUGCCUGUGGUUCUCUGGUUGUGAAAGGUGUGACCGCAGAAACGCAGAGGCAGUUGCAGGUCUGGCAGAUGUUGCCCGUUCAUUCAGGGACUUCUGUCUGGCAGCGGAGCGAGCCAGCAGCAAGCGUAGCUGCCAGGACCUGAGCACCAAGCUGCUAGCAAAACAGUGCACUGCGCUCACUGCAUCUGUCUUCUGCCUCACUCAGCUGUUCCGCACCCUCACUGCACUAUGAUUGAACCACAACCUCUGAAGUCUUUUGAAAUGACCUGCAGGGAACCUGUGUGUGUGUGUGUGUGUGUGUGUGUGUGUGUGUGUGUGUGUGUGUGUACCUCAGGUACAUGAGGUCAUUAGUGAGCCCACAGCUGCUGCAGGUGUGGGCAGAGUGUGACCCAGGACAGUCAUGUAUAGGAUGGGCAGUGUGAGGUGAGAUUACCUCAGAAACACACUGGAGUCACUGAGCUCCGUGAUAGUUCAAAUGAUCACAAAAACUCAACAUCAUAGAGCCGAUUUGAGAUGGUUGAGGUGCAUGUGGUUACUGACUCUGCUGUGCACGUACUGUAGCCCACAAACCAAACAGCCAGCAACAGACUGUAGAUUGGUGCAAGCUGCAAAAGCAGAAUCUGCUUGCAUUCCAGUGUUGAGGAACUGAUGUACUUGAAUGUAUUCUAUCUAUUGUGUUUAUUUAUUUAUUUAUUUAUUUAUUUAUUCAUUUAAUUAUGAGUUACUGCAGUGAGCAAGCAAGGAAUGUAAAAACAAGGAAGAAAAGGAAAUGUUUACAGGCAUAUCUUUAGAUAGAGGAGUAGUGGGCCUUCUACAAACAUUCGCAAGCACACAACCUCAAAUACACAGAGUGAAUCAGUAUUUGAUUCCAUUCAUACACAGGCCUUUUGUAUGACUGAAUGAAAAUGUUAAGAUAAGAAACACUGCAGUUUACUGAUGCUUAUAUAUCCUUACAUUCUCCAAGCUGUUGGUGAGGACUUAUUUGAAUGUUACUGUUUACAAAACCAAAAACUAGGGUGAGAAAUUAUUUGAUCAGACUCCCACAAAUCAAGCCUGAAGCAGUGUUUGCCAUUUUAUAAAUCUAGUAGCAGAAUGCUGAUGUAUGCUCAUUAUGUAACUUUAUGAAACAACAGUUUGGAUGAGAUACAGAUCUUUGCACAUUCAAUUUGUUGACAUUUUGUACAGACAUUUAGUAUGACUUAUGGAAACAUAAUACAUUUGCAAGCUUUUCUCUCAUUUAUUUGUUAACACUCUCUUUGUUCACCUCCAGAAGAAACACUGAACUCUCCAGUGCAUGGUGAUGUGGCUGUCAACCACCAGGCUUUUCCAUACAUUUAUUUCUUUUUUUCUAUUUAACAUGUCCACUGAGAGCAAGAAUCUUCAUUCUAUAGGAGACUUCCCAGUAAAUAUGUAUGAUAUGUGAUAGUGCUGGGCGGCAUACCGGUCUAUCCAGUAUACGGGUAUUGGGUAUUCCAGGUGAUGUGAAUUUUUCAUUCACCGUCAUACUGCUACAGAGCUGCAACAGCUGCUGAAGUGUGUCAGUGAACAGUGAAGAGCACACUAACAGAACUCUACACUGAAUGGGAGAGGGGAGAACUAUCAACUGCAUACCCUUCUUAUAACUUAUAGAGAGGUGAAGGAUGAAGAAAAAGAGACUAGAGAUUAGGGAUGCACGAUAAUAUUGUCACAUCAUCGGUUUUGCGUAUAUUGGCUUUAAAAUGAACAGAAUCAGAAUUGGCCGACAUGCUUUUUCUUAUUUUGCACAAUGAAUGAAUAUUACAUACUUUGAAAAGUAUUGUAUUUUAUGUCUCUAUCUGCUGGUGGGCCAUCAUAAGAGCAUGCAUGCUUAAUAUGAUGUUAAUUCCACUACAGAAGAGAUUUGAUGAUCGCUAAAAUUAGAUGGGGAAAAAAGUGGAUUUAUCAAUCGAUCAGUAUUGGUUAUUGGCCAAAUGAGUUGUUACGUAUCGGCAUAUCGGCAAAAAUUCCAAGGAAGUUUUUUUGCUUUAGAAAUCCAGCAUAACAUUAGUUUUCCGGGCAGCUGUUGUUGCCAGUGGUGUAACACUAGCAACGUAGUCCAUCAUCACUUCAGCAGAAAACGUGUUGAUAGCAAUUAUGGUCAUCAGAUUUGAGGAUGUCAGUAGCACCAGUGAAACAGUGAAACCAAAGGGUCAGACAUAGCCUGAAGCAAAUUUGCUCGAGGUGCUGCAUCAAGUGGAAGAGCGCGAUUAUGAACAUAAUAACACUCCACCUAUUCAAGGAUAUGGUCCGGCUACAGACAGUAGAGAAAGAGAGGCUCAGAGCCUAUUUAAAUAUCCCACUGCUCUGAUUUUUGUGUCAUUGUGCAACCCCGUUCUGCGGACGAUAAACGAGGUGCAGACUUCCAUCCAGCGAGUGCUGGACAGAGCAGUGAGUGACAACAACCCCCGCCCACAUGAAAGAGUACUGUUUGUGGUGGAAACGCAAGGGUUUAGGUGCCAUGUCUGAAAGGUUACUUUUGGUUCCAAAGGUACCACACCAAAACUGUUUGGUGGAAACAGGGCUUUACAUAGUUUUAUGAGAAUCUUAAGAAUCUUAAAUUUCAAGCAAUUGUCAAGCUUUUCCAGAUCAUAAACAUCUGCACACCUCUUGCUGGGGUUUGGGGACAUAGACUUAAACUGCAAUGUCCCUCACACUAAGUGCAUUAUUAUUACAAAUUUUCCAGUAUGACCACCAAUACUAGCAAAUCGGUGACCGAACAGAGCACAGAUAGCCCCAGCAGUGCAGGAUUACAGUAUGUAGCACUGUUGGCUAUCUGUAUGUGCUUUUUGCAUUCUGAGUGAGACUAUCUAAGAAGAUCUGACUGAUCCAACCAUUGGUUGACAGCCCAUCACUAGAGUCCCUUGAACUCAACACAUCCAUCACAGAAUCAUGUAGCCUAAAACACUGAUUUAUGUGAAGCUUAUUGUGGAUAAGCUGUCGUAUUACAGCAUUUUCACUUGGAAUGUUUCUUGAAAUAACAGGGAUUGAUGCACAUAGACCUGCAUGUUCACUGGAGAAAUUAAAAGUUCUCAGAAAUAAUUUCACCACUGCAGUACUGGAAACACAAUUAAUUGCCAACAGUGACAGUGGUUCUCUAUAUACGUAUUAAUAGUGGCAAUUGAAACAUUAUUUGUUAACUUGUCCUGUUUUGUUCCCUGUGGGUACAACGGAAUAUAAUUUCCUGUAUUUUAUCCCCAGUUUGCAGCAGAGAAGAAUAUAAGCAGCCUACUUUUACUGAUUUCCAUGAGAAAAUUGCCCCCAGACAAAUGGAAAUGAGCAACUUUUUGUAAUCAUCAUCUGUGCUCACCAAGCAUGCUGUAAUAAGCCAUAAAAUGCAUUGUUUCAUCAGGGAUUUUAUCUGUGAAUGACUGAAUGAUGACAUCUGCUCUUGCUUUGUAAUCCUCAAU